Messenger RNA from Stylonychia lemnae, 1803 nucleotides. Lineage: Eukaryota; Ciliophora; Spirotrichea; Sporadotrichida; Oxytrichidae. The record is from the annotation of a GenBank genome assembly.
AUGGAAUCAAUUUUUGAAUGUGGGGUUUGUUUUAAGUCCUAUAAUCACUCAGAAAAGAAGCCUCUUUCGCUUCCCUGCGGUCACACAUUUUGCUUAGAGUGCUUGAAAUAAAUAAAUAAACACAACAUUAUAAAGUGCCCAUUUGACAAGAUAGCACAUCAUCAAAUUGCCGAAAAUCUCCCAGUGAACUACGCAGUUUUGACGGCUCUUCCGAUGUCGUCUCAGACACCAGGAACAGGCGAUGGUAGUGGUCAAAAGUAAUAAAACUUCACAAUGUGUGAUUUACAUAAGAAUAAAAAAGUAAAGUUCUAUUGCAAGAGCGAUUAAGAAAUGUUUUGCUCGAAGUGUGUACUUAAGCAUACAAAUGCCAAGCACGAAGUAAUGCCCUGCUCUUACAAAAUAAUGGAUAUGAAAAGAUUGAUAAAAGAAAUGCUAGAAGAAGUUGAAGUUGUUGAUAGAAAUAAUAAUGUUUGUGAAGAAUUAUACGGUAAACUUGAAUAAAAAGUUAAAAAGAAGUUCCAUGAAGAAGUUGAGAGACUUGAGAAAUCUUUCCGCAGAAUCAUAGAGCAACUGGAAAUUCAGUAGCAAAAUCUAUAUACAAUGAUGAAGGAGUAAAUUGAUAAAGAACUAAAGUGUCUAACAGAGAAGAAAAAGAAAGUUAAGGAAAGAGAUGAUUCCAUAAUCACAAAUAGGGCAGAUCUAAGUCAGGCCUUGGGUAACAUGGAACACUAUAGUGAUGACAUGACUUUCAACACAUACUAUGAGAGAAAGAAGAGAGACCUCAAGGUACUAAGUGUGCUGAACGAUUUCAUAAAGCCAAACCCAUAUUUUGUCUACUACAUGUUCAAAGAUUCAAUACAUGUUGAUGAUUAUGGGUCAAUCAAAGAAACUCUAUUUAAAUUCCCCUAAAUGACAAGAAAUCAAACAAAUCAAGCAAAUAUUUACCUAUUCGGCGAUGAUGUCAACUCUAAGAUCUCGUUAUGCUACGACAUAAAUGAGGACGAGUGGACUAUGAAGAAACUCCCAGAAACGUCAUAAUAGAAAUUCUAUUAAUGUUCAGCAGCUAUUGCUAUAUUACCUAAUGAAAUCCUGAUUACUGGUGGUGGCUCCCCACCGAAGAAGGAUACGAGACUUUACUUGACUUCCAGAAAUGACAUUAUACCUAAAGCUAUGAUGAAUGAAAGCAGAAACGCUCAUGCAAUAACACUUUGCAAGGGGUCAGUAUUUGUCUUAGGAGGCUUUUCAGGCAAAUAAAGACUAAAUUCUGUCGAAAGAUACUCUAUUAAGGAAGAUAAAUGGUCUCAGAUGGCCCCCAUGAAGGAUAAGAGGCAUUACCUAAGUGCUUGUGCUGUAAAUGACGAAUUCAUCUACGCUUUCGGUGGCUUCUUUGGAAGCACGGAGCAAGAAAUUAAUGAUUCAAUUGAAGUCUAUGAAGUAGAGAAGAAUACUUGGUCAGUUCUCACAGUAAGGAUGAAGAAUGCACUCUGGGCUUGCAGUGCUCUGGCUAUUUCACCAAAUGAAAUAAUUCUUAUCGGAGGAAAGAAUACUAAUAGAAAUGGAGAGGUUAAUCUCUUCAAUAUUUAGAAUAAAUCAUGGAAAUAGCUCCAUAAUAUGAAUCAAUUGAGAGUGUCUCACAAAUCAUUCUAUCUCCAGGGUAAGAUUUAUGUAAUUGGAGGUGACUAUGAAAUGAGUUGUGAGGUCUAUGAUCUCAAGGAAAACAAAUGGAGUUUCAUUAGCUCUUAUAAUUCCUUAUUAGGAAAUUCUCUGUAUUCUUUCUCCUCUGCUAUGGCUGUCCAGGAAUGA